This is a messenger RNA of Aphanomyces invadans, 852 nucleotides long. RefSeq lists its product as hypothetical. The record is from RefSeq and is a predicted model, not a curated record. Bases 13 to 654 code for a protein of 213 amino acids. The transcript has a single exon. Gene Ontology annotation, molecular function: FMN binding. Lineage: Eukaryota; Oomycota; Saprolegniomycetes; Saprolegniales; Verrucalvaceae.
GUGGAGUUGUCAAUGAUGAUGCGGCUGUGCCAUUCCAGGAUGGCGUCGUCGCUGGCGCCGCGUCAGAGCGGCUCAAAUCACUGUCAAUGGUUCGAGAAGAUCAAGGUUUCGAUUGAGGAAAGCCAUGGCAUUCGUGGAGGCAACUACGUGCAGCUUGCCACGGUGGACUCGGAUGGACUCCCACACUGCCGUACUGUCGUGUUUCGAGGGUUCUUCGACAUGCCGUCAGGAGAUCUCGCCAUGAAAAUGAUCACAGAUUCCCGUAGUGACAAAGUUCACCAAAUCCAACACAGUCCUUUCUGCGAAAUGGUUUGGUGGUUCUCCCAAACGUCCGAGCAAUACCGAAUUGCAGGACACUUGGAGGUCGUACCAAGCGACGCAGAUGGCGCGCUGUUGUUGGCAAGAACCGAACAGUGGAAUGCAUUGAGUGAUGCAGCCAAGGCACAGUUCUACUGGCCACACCCAGGUGUGUACGAUCCACACGUCGCUUCCCGGGACACCAAUGCAGUCGAAGAUGGAGGUCCUCCUACGUCAUUUUUGCUUGUGCUGCUGCAUCCAACCAUGGUCAAGUACCUUCGCCUCACGGACAACGCUACCCUCAAUGAAGUGUACCUACCAAGCACACGGACUUGGGAGCGUCUUUCGUACAUGUAGUCACGGUUCUUCGAGGAAACCCCGUCAGGGCGGCAAGUUGAAAGUGGAGCCAUCCAACACAUCUAGAUUUUUCAGGAGGUGGCCAGUAAAUUAAGGGGACACUUGACAAAUUACGCCAAGCGUCGCUUCUUGCGCGCCAUAAUCAUCUCCAAUGCCAACGCCUCCCGUCCCUUCAUACGGCGGUCCUUCUCCUCUUCC